ACCACACACUCCUCCCUCAACUUUGUCCCUCCAGCCACGCACACACUGUUAGAGCUACUGUUUCUCCGCCGCGGUUAGGACACUAAAGCGGCCUCGGGUUUUUAAACUGUUUUGUGAAAGUCUGCAGUCCGACUGUGGACAAAAGCGAGUCCUGGGCGAAGAAGAGGAGAGGAAACCACGCUUGUGUAGUGAUUUUAUUACUGCGUCGCCACAGGACACAGAUGAUGGAGACCAAACUCUGGAUUGCCCUUUGCGCGCUUCUAGCGAUUUACUUGGGAUCCGCUGUACACGCUGAUGGGCAUACUCCUACCCCUUCUUCAAAAACUACUCCUAGUACUGUUCAAGCUACAGGGGCUCCAGUUCUGAACCAUGUGUCUAGUUUGGGCCCGGAUGCUGCCAAUCAUUCAGGGAGCAGCCCAGCGACAAACACAAGUUCCAAUGGCACAGUCAAUGUGAGCAGUAGCACAACUACAGAAAAUACAAGGAUCACCAUCAUAGCCGAACCAGGGAAAGAUAAUGUAACCGACAACGCCAUUAAGACCACAUUAGCAAAAAAUGAAAACAUCACAAAUACGACACUUUCCCCUUCUCAGAGCAGCCCCACCACAGCUGUUCCCAUUAAUAUCGGCACCACACACGUACUGCACACUUCUGCAGGUGCACCGGUCACCCCGACUCCCUCAUUAAAUCAAAACGCAUCACACCAUGAGACCAAAGCACCCCCUGCUACUUCUGCCCCAGCAUCGGAACCAACAAAGCCUGAAUCUAUCACUAACGCCACCACCACCAAGUCCAACACAAAUUCCAGCACCGCCUCCAUCCAAAAGCCCUCCACUUCCCAGCCAACGUCAAACACUUCACAGUCCAACAGACAGUCCACCCAGCCUAGCAUCCAGACCAGCUCCCACACCAACAACCCAUCACAGCUCAACGUGAACGGGGACGGGACGGCCCAGAACUCUCCUGGAUUAGACCCCCUCCUGGCUGGUCUGGUAUCAGCCUUCAUCGUUGCUGCUGUCAUCAUCACUCUGCUCCUCUUCCUCAAACUGCGCCGAAGAGGCAACGGGCCGGAGUUCCGCAGGCUGCAGGACCUACCUAUGGAUGAUAUGGAGGACACACCUUUGUCCAUGUACAGCUACUGAUGAAGGCACAAUAGGAUGUUUGAUGUCCAAAUACCCUCGCAGAUUCCAGAAUCAGGCCACUGUGGUUGGUGAAGUUGGUCUCUCUUCCUUAAUCUGCACCAAACAGAAAGAAUCCUGGGUAGGUGUAAGCACAUUUCUGGAUUGCUUUAAGUUACCCAGAUCAUUGGCAAAAGGAUCCGAUUGAAACUGCAAUGGACAAUGAAGAAAAUAUCCAUGAUGUUGCCUUUUGGAUUUUCUUUCUAAAUUUGUCUGUUAUCACAAGUGUUCCCAAUUUUUCAUCCAUCCAUUCAUUCAUUUGUUCAUUACUGUAAACUUUACAUUAUUCAGCCCAUCUAAGGUUGCUGGGGUUGUGUAAUAUAUUUGAUUUCUCUAGAAUUGAAAAUAGGUUGUUUCAAAGCAGAAGAUCAUCUGACAUGGCCAUCGACUGAGCCUCUCCUACUGUGGCUCACUGGUUUAAUGUUGCUUUACCAGUUAAAGUCUGGCAGAAAUAAAGGCCAGCAAGCUAAAGAGAAGAAA
Messenger RNA from Haplochromis burtoni (Burton's mouthbrooder), 1658 nucleotides. RefSeq names its product putative protein TPRXL. Lineage: Eukaryota; Metazoa; Chordata; Actinopteri; Cichliformes; Cichlidae. The transcript has 5 exons. The coding region runs from base 222 to 1142 and encodes 306 amino acids. The record is from RefSeq and is a predicted model, not a curated record.